ACUCAUAUUGCCUGGCACGGUAACACUCCUUUUAAACUAAUUAGAUUUGAUGAGAAACAUGUUAAUGUUUCUAAAAUCUAUAUCCUGAUUGGGAUAUAGAUUUUCUUGAUAUCCCAAUCGGGAUAUCUAAUUAUAUCCUGAUCGGGAUAUAAUUUCAAACUAUAUCCCGUUCGGGAUAUAAAAAAAAUUUUGCUGCAAAAAAUGAUAUCCCAAUCGGGAUAUAUAUCCCGAUCGGGAUAUGUCUCCACACUGACUAUAACCGACAAUUCAAAAAUGCUAGAGACCUGAGACCUGUAGUUAUGAUAGUCCUAGUUAUAAUCCCUAUGCUGUAAAAAUGUCAGACCUUUCGUGAGAAAUCGAAUAUUCAUUUUCUUAUGAGUUCCCGACACUAUCUUGAGGCUUACAAAUGGUAACAUGUUUUUCGUUAUUAAAGCCUGUUUUAGCGUUUAUAACUUCGUAAAAUCAUUUGCUAUCUCUGUUAGAAUGUGUUUUAAGUAUAACGGUGUUUAACAACAGACAAUUAAAUUAGGAAACCCCACUCGUGACAAAGCUAUUUGUCUUUUAUCAUUUAAAAGAAUCCUUUCGUUUACUAUAAAAUAAAUUCUAUUUCUUUGAAUUGUUACUGUCUGAAAAAUUAUUUUCCGGUUCUAAGCUGAGAGUCGAGAAUCGCGGCUCUGUUCUAAGUUCGGACUCGAACCACGGUUUCUUUUGUUUCGAUUCCGCAUGAGGAACCGAACAUCCCUAAUAGGUAUUAUACCCAGGACUAUAGUAACUAUAAAUCUCAGCUGUCCAGCAUCUUUGAAUUAGCAUCUCGAUUAUAGUGAAUAUACCAAAAAGUCGAACAUUAAUAAAUCGAUCAUAACUCGUAAAGAAAGUCGCAUGGGAACGGUCCCUUUUCGGAUUUUAUUAGACCAACUAGUCCUAUCGAUCAGCAAAAUAUCAGAUGAAUUACUUGGAAAUGUUUUAUCGUGAGAUAUUUUGGAGUUUAAGCGAUUAUUAUUUACCGAACGAAUAGUUUGAUUAGUGUUUUAAAUGUACAAUAUAUCACAUUUUUUGAAUUGUUAAGUAUUCUUUAGUCAUAUCUUUGUUACAGGAGCUUAUAUGUUGGGCGAUCGUCGUAUUCGAGAUAUUUAUCACGUUUGGGUACAUUUAAAUCCCGAAUUGAAUACGGGACCAUUUACCAUUGCUGAAGAUGCUGCUCUGUUACAAAGUAUUAAAGUAUUUCAAAUGUUAAAUCCCGCUAAAAAGAUACAAUGGACAACAAUUUGUGAUAGUGUGCCAAAUCGAUCAGCACCACAAUGUCGACAACGUUAUGGAUAUUUACGAAGUGCUAACGCCGCUCAGCCACCACCAGAAUAUACAAAUGAUUUAGAUGAUAAAUUAUUUGGAUUAGCAAAACUAUAUCCAUCCAAUUGGGUUCGCAUAAGUUCUGAAAUGGAUGGUAUUAAAAUAACCACAUUACAACAACGUUACAGAAAACUCGUAAGAAGUAUGACAUUAGAACAAUGGUUAGAAAAUCAAUCGGAUACCACUCGUGAAUUUUUACAUUUAUUUUAUUCGUCAACAUCUCCAUGGAGUACGUCUAAUAAAAGGAAGAAAACUGAACAAACUGAAGAUGAUAUUGGACAAGUUCAUCUGACAACAAAACAAAUUCAAAUAAUUGAUCAACAAAAGCAAAGAUUUUUGACUAUUGUCACAAACAUUAUGAAACAAAAUCAACCACGACGAUUGAUCUACCCUAGUAGCAUUCCCGCUUCAUUUCGCGGCAAGAAUACAGCCUCAUCUUGCCGCGAUUUUGACAAGAAAUUUGAAACUUAA
This is a messenger RNA of Didymodactylos carnosus, 1818 nucleotides long. The record is from the annotation of a GenBank genome assembly. NCBI's taxonomy places the organism in Eukaryota, Metazoa, Rotifera, Eurotatoria, Philodinida, Philodinidae.